Sorghum bicolor (sorghum) is the source of this 2160-nucleotide messenger RNA. RefSeq names its product BTB/POZ domain-containing protein At2g24240. Gene Ontology annotation, molecular function: protein binding. The transcript has a single exon. The coding region runs from base 528 to 1865 and encodes 445 amino acids. Gene Ontology annotation, biological process: protein homooligomerization. The record is from RefSeq and is a predicted model, not a curated record. NCBI's taxonomy places the organism in Eukaryota, Viridiplantae, Streptophyta, Magnoliopsida, Poales, Poaceae.
GGGUCGGGGGAAAACAGCUAGAAAUCCGAACCCCGACCCCGCCGCCGCGCUGGUGGCGACUAGGGACUUUCUGACGUUGCCUUGUCCUUCCAAUCAAGCGCCGUCUUCACGUCAAAGCGACACCGCCCCACCACCACCUCGCUUGCUACCUGCUUCGCUCGACGCUCGCUAUCUCUCCCGUCCUCCGUCGCCUCUCUCCCUCGUCCCCCCUCCGCCUCCGCGCUGCCGUUACGCCAUAAAUCCAGCCGGGGCAGCCAUCCAAUCCAACCAACGCGUUGAUACUCGCUCGUAUAUAGACGCCCCGACCUCGUACAAACGCGGGUAGUACUAGUAAUUGGGCGCAAUCCGCCGUCUCCCCAACCGCCCGAUACAGCGCGGCGGCGGCGGCAGCUCGACAAUUCGAUCCCCACCGGAUUCGCCGCGGAUUCCUCCGGUAAUCGUCGCCGAAUCGACCCGGGAUUGGGAGCUGGAUGCUGCUCAAAGCCGAGAUGGUGUAGUAAAGAUCGGUUCUUUGGCGACCGCCGACGAUGGCGGCCGGCGGGCGCGUGCGGUUCAAUGUGGGCGGGCAGCUGUUCGAGACGACGACCACCACGCUCGCCAACGCCGGCCGGGACUCCAUGCUCGGCGCGCUACUCGACGCCUCCUGGAACGUCUCCUCCUCGUCCCCGGGCGGCGGAGUGGCCGAGUACUUCAUCGACCGCAACCCGGCCUGCUUCGCGGUGCUGCUGGACCUGCUCCGCACGGGCAGCCUCCACGUGCCCCCGCACCUCCCGGAGAAGCUGCUCUACCGCGAGGCGCUCUACUACGGCCUGCUCGACCACGUGCGCGCCGCGCGGUGGGGCGCGUUCGACGGCGACCGCCUCCGCCUCGCCGCGUCCGUGCCCGGGCGCGCGCCCGGGGACGGCACGGCCAUCCGCGCGUCGCCCGACGGCGGGUGCUGCGUCGCGCACGGCGGCGCCGUGCGCGUCUACAACUGGAUGCUGGACGAGCGCCGCCCGGUGUCGCUCGACCACUCGCAGGUCAACGACGCGGCCUACCUCGACGCCGCCACGCUCCUGAUCGCGGCCCGCGAGCGGCUCGGCAAGUGCGACGGCGGCAUGGCCGCCUUCUCCGCGGCCUCCGGCGACCUCCGCCACCGCUUCCGCGUCGCGCAUGACCGCCAGGUCAAGUCCUUCACCGCCGGCGCGCUGGCCUUCGACCAGGACUCGAGGAUCUUCGCCAGCUGCAAGGGCCGGCUCAACGAGUACGGCAUCGGCGUCUGGGACCGCGUCACCGGCGAGCAGGCCGACUUCUUCUACGAGCACCCCGGCGUCGACCUGGGCGACGCCGAUAAGCUACAGUGGCUGGACGCCACCAGGGCGCUCAUGGUGGCCACGCUGUUCCCCAAGGCGGACAACUGUUUCAUCGGCCUGCUGGACUUCCGGGCCAAGAACGUAGUCUGGGCCUGGUCCGACGCCGGCGUGGCCGCGUCGCUCGACGACAAGCGCGUGCUCCACGCCAUCGCCAUGGAGGACGAGCGCUCCGUCUGCGUGAUCAACCAGUACGACGACCUGGGCUUCCUCGACCUCCGGAGCGGCUCCGGCGGCGUGAGGUGGAGCUCCCGGAGCAAGCUGAUGAACCGGAAGGUGCCCGGCGAGGAGAGCUGCUACCCGAAGCUCGCCACGCACGGCGGCCAGCUCUUCUCGUCGAUGAACGACAGCAUCUCCGUGUUCAGCGGGCCCGAGUACGUGCUGACGUCCACGCUCCGGCGCAGCCACGGCGGCGCCAUCUGCGACUUCUCCAUCGGCGGCGACCGGCUCUUCGCCCUGCACAGCGAGGAGAACGUGUUCGACGUUUGGGAGACGCCGCCGCCGCCGAUCAUCUGAUCGCCAGUGGACUCUGGUCCUCUUUUGUUGCUGUGUACUUGUGAUGAUUUCCGUUCUAGCAUUGCAAAUUUGCAGCUUGCAACUGCGCACCCAAAGAAAUAUUCAGAAUGGUGUCUGCAGACUGAAUACAUUGAAACAUUUGAUUAGAGAAUUUGUCGGCGGUGCACCUAAACUUUGUAGGUAAGACAAAAGAUGGAUGAAUACUCGAAUCAUUUUUAUUUUUGUGACCGCUGAGCGUGUAUACUGUGACUGUACUGAUUUUUGGUAGCGAGUGCGAGAUGUGCUGUCGAAAUCA